CCCAAGCCUCCGCGAUUUCACACGCCAACGCCAUGACUAUUCUUUGACAUGAAUACCUGACACUUUUAUGGACAGUCUGUAUUGGUUUCAAAUACACAUUCUACCAAAAUAACCCACAAUGGCGUCCUCGAGAGAAUCCUCGCCGGCGAGCGAAGGUGGCACCUCGUCCCCAGCUCAAUUGACUCCCAAUUCGAAGGUCAAGGCCAUGCUGGCUGCUUUCGAUAACGACUCGGACGACGAGAGUGUUUCCGGUUCUGCAAGAACCAGAUUAUUGUCAUCAAUCGCGAAAACAACCAGUGAUUCCACCGAAACUGCGAAGACACACGAAGCGGCUACAGCAGAUACUUCGCAUAGCACGGCACAAGAGGAUACUGAAGAUGACGACGACGAGGAAAUUGUGCGGCCAAAAGGACGGAUGGCUGUUAGGACGCUGGCAGACAAGAAGUCUGAAGAGGACAAGCCAGCUGUAGACGGCGCGCGAGAAAGAGUCAGAAAGAUGCUUAUGGCCAAGACCAAAUCACCCGAACCUGCGGCGAAUGCUGAAAAUGAAGCUGGGAGUGAUGAAGAAGAGGUACCUGUUGCAUCACGAAAACGAAAGAUCCGCGUUCCAAGACGCGAAACUCCUCCCAAGUCGAGUCCAGCCAGAACAGCCGCAUCACCGGACCUCUUCGUCUCACCUCGGCCGGACAAAGCCACCACCCCUUCUGGCGAUGCGCCAGACAGCGACGACUUACCGGAGGUAGGAAAUGAUAGGUUCAUGGCUCUCGUGGCGAAGAAACGCGAGGAACGUCUUGCUAGAGAAGCGAAAUUGGCGAAGGAGAAGGCGAAGAAGGCUGCGGAACGGAAAAAGUACUCUUCUCUCUUGGAGAAAGACGACCAGUUCGACGAUAGUGAUGAAAAUGUCGAACGACGCCUCACUCAGCAGGCACGCCCUACUCGGAAGGCAAGCAAAAAGGCCCAAGAGGAAAUACUGCGAGAGACGCAACGAUUAAGUCGGAAUCAACAAUUGGCUCACAAUGCUACCACAAAGAAGAAAGUUACGAAGGCAAGCUUAUUAGCAAAGUUCAAUUACAAACCUGCCAGGCAUGUCGAAGAAAUAUCAGAUCCUAUUCGUCCAACCAGCUCGAGUUCUGCUGCCGCACCACACUCUGAUGUGGAAAUGAAGGAGACCCCGCCAACUUCUCCUGCAUCCCCCGCAGAAAACGGCACGAAGCUGAAUGCUCCAACAACCCUGCACCAAGUCCAGCAGCAAGUGGAUGGCGCUGAUAAUUUGCCCACUUUUGAAGAGAAGCUAACGAAGCUGUCUUCAUCUCUGCCACCACAGUUGGAUAAAGGGAAAGGAAAGGCGAUCGAGGAACCCACCCCAGACCCCGAUGUUUUCAAGAGGCCAUUGUUCAAGCAGCGGCCGAUUCGAGUCCGACCACCAAAAGCCGCAGAUAGGAAGGUGUUCCCAAUGGACGACUCAGACAGCGAUCUUGAGAUUGUCACUGAAACCCCUGUUCUUAAGAAGAAGCUGGAGUCUUUCUUUGAUCAGGCACCUGCUAAGGUGGAGAAGGAAUCACGCCCCAUUCAUGUUCUCCGCAUGUUGUCCAUGAGGUCCCCAGAAAUGCCGAAAACAGGCCGCACCAAGAAGCCAUCGAUGACCACAACAGAACUUCAACUUUCUUUGCAACAACGUGCUAGACAACAAGCUGCGAGAGAGAGAGAGGAGAGGCUGCAAGCUUUGAGGGAUAAAGGCGUCAUUGUUCAGACAGCCGAAGAACGAGAAAGGGAUAUGGCCGAUGUCGAUGAUAUUCUUGCUCGAGCUCGGCGUGAGGACGAAGAGCUGAUGAAGCGAGAGAAAGCGGCUGCGAAAAAGGCACGCAAAGAAAAUGGCGAGGUGGAUCCCUUGGGAGAUAGCAGUGACGAUGAGGAUUGGGAAGAAGGGAAAGAGGACAUUCCGGAAGAACUUUCCGUCUCCGGUUCAGAAGACGAGAACAGCGGCGAAGAAGAGGACGAGGAUGCAGAGGAUGAGAUGGUGAUGGAUGGCGAGGAUGCCCCCUCAAAUCCAAUGUUUGACAAUGAAGCGGACGAAAGCGAGAACGAAGAGAGUGAAGCAGACUUAUCUAUUCAUGAGGAGAAUGCAGAGGAUGGGGAUGUGGAUGAGGAGGACGAGGAACAAGAGCACUCACCGGUCAAACAGAAGCACCGUCGAUCGCGAAAUCCAAAUGUGAUCUCAGAUGACGAAGAUGAGGACAAAGAAAAUAUGGUCCAACCAACACCGCAACAACUUCGGACUGAGUCUCCCCUCCAGCUACGUACAGAGUCGCCCAUGGCUCCAAAUUCUGUUCUUCGAUCUGCUACGAAGACUUUCAUCCCUGGACUCACCGUGGCUGGCCCAGCAGGUCUUGGUCUCACACAGAUCUUCGCGGGAACCAUGGACGAAACUCAAAUCGAUCCCUUCGAAGAUCCCCCCACUGGUCAGAACGGCACGGAACAUGAUUCUUUGGCAUUUUUGAGACAGAUUCCUGGCCCCGAACUUCCACCCUUCGUUCCUACUUUGGCAGAAGACACGCAAGAUGUCCACAUGGACAAUCCUUCUCAGCUCAGUCAUGUUCCCGAGUCACAACCAAACGAUUCGGAAACGCAAGGGAUCGAACUCAACUUCUCCCAGUCACAGAUUCACGGCUUCGACAGUCUUGUCCAAGGCACUCAGAUGUCUCAAUUCCCUGAAGCUACGCAAGAUGUUGGAUUUCAGCACAUGACACCAAUCAGAGGACGAUUUGUUGACGGGCCUCCAUCUACAGUGGGCACCGUGAGGCUCGAUCCUACAGCUGUUCCUGAAACCACCGAGGAGACUCCAAUUGUUAAGAAGAAGGGAAAGCUUCGGCGAAGAGCUCAAGUCGCGGCCUUUUCGGAUGACGAGGAUGCUGCAGACCUAACUGAGCUGAAUAUCGAGGAGGAUGAGUUUGACAUUACUUCCAACGCGUUCGAUGUCAUGCGGAAAGCUUCCAAGAAGAAGAUCGUGGUUGAUGAGUUUGACAAAAAGAAAAGCAAGGCAAAGGAAAUGGUCAACGAACAGGCCGAAGAGUCUGAGGACGAGUACGCUGGUUUAGGAGGUGCGAGCGAUGACGAGGACGGCGAAGAAGAUGAUUAUGUUAAAGGAAUCAUUGAUGAUGAAGGUGGAAAAGAUGUAGAUGAGAGAAAAAUUGCUGCUUUCUAUGCUGAUCGCGAAAGAGCAAACGACGAGAAGCAGGUAGAGAAGCUCUACAAGGACAUCACGAACGGCAUGCUGAGACGCAAACGCGGGGCUGACUAUGACCUGUCAGACUCUGACGAUGGUGGUGAAGCUCGAAAACGGAUGAAACGCAAAGAGUUUGCCAAAAUGCGCAAAGCUCUCUUGGCUGAUGAGCGAAUUGGCAAGAUUGCUGAGAAUCCCAAGAAACAAGCGUUCUUGCGAGCCAUUGAGGAUCGUGGUAGUGAGGAUGAGAUGGACUUCUUGGGGGAUUUUGCGGAGCAGGAGGAAACUACCGAUUCUCAAUCUCAGGGAGAGGGAUCACAGCAUAUCAUUCCUGAUAGUCAACCGACCGGCAUGGGGCCACCAAAGCGAAAGAGCUCUGAUGACUCUAUAGAGACUGAGAGCAGACCUCCACCGCAUCCUCGCCGAACGAAACCAGUAAAGAAGCCAUCAAACCUUUCUGAGAUCAGGGAGUCUCUCUCAAGCAUAAUCGAGGAGCCAAAUUCCGCCGUCGCACAAGUCGACUCAGGCUCCGAGACGGAAGACGAGCUAGAAAUCGAAGGCGAAGAAGAUUUAGGCUCACGCAAGGAGAAGGACAAAGAGAACCGAGACCCAUUCGCCCGUCGAAGAAAGAACGUCGCAAUCAUCGACCGCAUCUCACUCAAGCGAGCCUCUUCCAGCAGCGUCUCCAACAGCACGCGUCUUGCGUUCGCAGCCUCUUCAACUACGCCGGGCUUCAAAGUCCCUCCGUUGUUGAGGCGCGCAACUACAAAUAACAGUAUUGCGUCUUCAACUAGUUCAAGUGUCAGUGGUGGGAUGUCUGGUACCGAGCGGAUGGCUGGUGGAUCGGGAGGUAGUGAUGGGGUUAAGAGGGGGGGAGGGAAGAAUAGUGGGGUGCAUUAUUUUGCGAGGGAGAGUGAGAGGAGGGCUGCGGUUGUGAAGACGGAGAAGAGAAGGGAACAAAAGUUGGUGAAAGGGGCGCAGGUGAGGAGGAAGGUGGUUGGUGGAUUAUUUGGGGGUGGAAAGUUUGAGUAGCUGCUUUUGUUCUGCUUGAAGUUGGGAGUUGGGAGUUAGGGUCAUGGUUUGCAUAGGGUUCUUGUGGGACUCUUUCUCGAAUGGAUAGGGACUUUUAUCUUCAAAAUUGAGAGUGGAUAUUGCAUUACACGGGGAGAUAUUUGUUGAACACGGGAAAUGUACUGUACUUCGUGCAAAAUAAAUCCCGGGUCAAGUUGGCUUCCUUCUCUGCCC
This is a messenger RNA of Hyaloscypha bicolor E, 4465 nucleotides long. RefSeq lists its product as uncharacterized. The record is from RefSeq and is a predicted model, not a curated record. Gene Ontology annotation, biological process: mitotic G2 DNA damage checkpoint signaling; activation of protein kinase activity; mitotic DNA replication checkpoint signaling. Gene Ontology annotation, molecular function: anaphase-promoting complex binding. The coding region runs from base 119 to 4252 and encodes 1377 amino acids. The transcript has 2 exons. NCBI's taxonomy places the organism in Eukaryota, Fungi, Ascomycota, Leotiomycetes, Helotiales, Hyaloscyphaceae.